Molecule: messenger RNA, 1221 nt
Organism: Bombus pyrosoma
Lineage: Eukaryota; Metazoa; Arthropoda; Insecta; Hymenoptera; Apidae
Product: zinc finger protein 69 homolog
Exons: 2
Coding region: 1-1221 (406 amino acids)
Source: RefSeq, a predicted model, not a curated record
AUGAAAUAUCGUAAUGUGACUACAUUAGAAGAACCUGUCCCACGACAGCAAAGAAACCCAGAAAGAAAUUCGUCUUACUGUUUAAUAGCGGCCGAUAAGCUGUCAGGAAAAGGAUCGACACAAACCACAAUAUCAAAUCUCAAGCACACGGAAUCAAAAAAUCUAAAAGAAUCACAGCAACGCAAUUCAUCCACCGAUUCGGAAUACGACUCUGAAAAUUCACGAAAUGCCAGAAGAAAUUCAAGAAAAUCAAAAAUAGAUGUGCAAACAUCCUCCUGGAAGAGAGAAGCCGAAUCCACCGCUUCAAAGAAAGACGAAGUCGAGGUGGAUCAAGUUUUGGAUAAAAUCAAAAACACUUGUCCCUUCUGUGAGAAGCAUUUCGAUAACGCGAAGAAAGUUGAGAACCACGUAACGUAUGUACACAGGAAACCGUAUAAAUGCGAUAUGUGCAAAAGGGCGUGUCACACAGCUCGAGCCUUGGAAGAACACAAGAUGAUCCAUCGACCGGAUUACUUCUUCGAAUGUAAGAUUUGCCACGUGAAAUAUAAAAGCGAAGACAGCUUAAAGAGGCAUAAUAUGCGUACUCAUAGCGAUUACGAGUCGAAAUACGUGUGUGAACACUGCGGUCGCAGCUACAAGCUGAAGAUAGAUCUGACGCAUCACAUGAAGAGAUCACACGCAUCAGAAUUGCAGAUUUGUCGAUUCUGCGGUAAGGAAGUGAAAAACGUGAAAGGCCACGAAUGGAGGCAUCAGAAACGUACAAAGGAAGUGAAAUACGAGCAUACUUGCCACUUGUGUCGCAAGAAGUUUCUUCACAGGAGUAGAUUGGAUAAUCAUUUGAGGCUCCACGAGAAAGGCUUCAAAUGCGAAGAGUGUGGAAAAGAGUAUCGUGGAACUCGUGAAUUAAUGAGUCACAGAAGAUUCAAACAUGGCCAGGCGAAGAUUUUGACCUGUAUCCUGUGUCAGAAAGCGUUUCCUUCGAGCAGCAAUUUUUAUCAACACGUUUUGACGCAUGCUGGAAUUAGGCCCUAUAAAUGUGACGUUUGUGAAGAGGAUUUCACACAACGUUCUAGCCUAUUGAGACACAGGAGGCAUCAUCCUGGACCGCUUCCGCCAUUACACUCGACUCAUCCGCAGAUUGCUGAAUUGGCCAGGAGUUAUCUGCAGAAACUGCAGAAUAACCAGAUCGAUAAAAGUUGCGUUUUGGACGCGAGAUUAUGA